This is a messenger RNA of Seminavis robusta, 955 nucleotides long. The record is from the annotation of a GenBank genome assembly. NCBI's taxonomy places the organism in Eukaryota, Bacillariophyta, Bacillariophyceae, Naviculales, Naviculaceae.
AUGGAAGGUGGUAUUGGUACUGGGAUCCCCUUUUGUUAUUCGGGAAACUACGACGGGUUCUAUUCUGACGAACAGGCAGUGGUCCGUGUGAAGUUUGGUCCCACUCGGAGGGGUCCGUGGAAGGAUGGAGCACCUGUCGGAGAUUGGCAUGACGACCAUACUCACCCUAAGGUGGCUUCGGGUGGAGGAGGGGGCUCUGUUGACACGAGCAAUUCUGAAAACCGAACCGAAGAAUCGGCAAAUAAUGUUGCCAAAGUAACAGGUGAAAAACUCAAGUACAGUAAAAUGGCAAGCCAAGAUUUCGAGGUGUUCUACGCCAAAUGGCGGGAGAUCCAGAAAUCUGGCUCAUAUGUCUCCAGCAUGUUUUUGGUGGUCGCAACGUCGCAACCCCUGGCAAAUACUAUGCGAAGCUAUUCCAAGGAGCUUUUUGAUGAAGGCUUUGAAUCUGUGGACAUGAUCAAGGGGCAUCUGGAGUAUCUCCAGGAGAGUGAUGUCAAUUCAUACGAAUGGAUGAAAGGAGUUCACAAGCGAAUCUUUCUCGGACACCUCAAAAGGCUGGAGGAGGGGCAAACCAUUGCCGAUCAUGCAAAAGACUGGCACGCAGAAGCAUCUGUGGAUGAUGAUGAGGAUACUAGGCUGGUGCAAAUUCGAGAUUGGAUUACCCAGCAUGUUAUUGGUGGUCAUAACCCUUGUCCAAAAACGAUCCAGGGCUAUUCCCAGGAGCUUUUUGAUGAAGGCUUUGAAUCUGUGGAGAUGAUCACGGAGUAUCUCAAGGAGAGUGAUGUCAAUUCAUACUCUUGGAUGAAAGGAGUACACAAGCGAAUCUUUCUGGGUCGCCUCAAAAGGGGAUGGAUUUAAAAAGGAUGUUUGUUCAAUUAGCAUCUAAGUUGCAUUGUUUAGUACUGUUGUGCAAUAAGUAGAUGCAAUAAUUUCGAAGCUGUAGUUUUACGUACAA